UUGGUUUAUAGAUAAAUACUUUGAUGGUGCUUCAGUGAAGGAAAGAAGCUAUCUGCAUCAAAAUGGGAAAGCUCACAUUUUUUGAGGAGAAGAAUUUCCAGGGUCGCUGUUAUGACUGCAGCAGUGAUUGUGUGGACCUGCACUCCUACUUCACACGCUGCAACUCCAUCAAGGUGGAGAGUGGCUGCUGGGUGCUGUAUGAGAAACCCAACUACAAGGGUUACCAGUAUAUCAUGAGCCCUGGGGAGUAUCCUGACUACCAGCACUGGAUGGGCUUCAAUGAAAGCAUUAAGUCUUGCCGCUGGGUGAAAAAUGUCCAUGGUAAUGUGUGGAAGCUGAGGCUGUAUGAAAGACCUGACUAUGGUGGGCAGAUGGUGGAGUGGGUGGAGGACUGUCCAUUGGUCUACGAGGCCUUCAAGUUCCAGGAGGUCUACUCCUGCGUUGUGACUCAUGGCGCCUGGGGCUUCUACGAGCUUCCCAAUUACAGGGGGCGCCAGUACUUCCUGGAACGGGGUGAAUUCCGCAAGCACACCGACUGGGGAGCAGCCUCGCCUGGGGUGGGCUCCUUCCGCAAGAUCACUGAGUUCUAGAGUCAUGUCAACUGAAAAUCAGAUUAUAAUGGAAGCAUCAAUAAAGGUUGUAAAGUCA
This is a messenger RNA of Osmerus eperlanus (European smelt), 648 nucleotides long. RefSeq names its product gamma-crystallin M2-like. The record is from RefSeq and is a predicted model, not a curated record. Gene Ontology annotation, molecular function: structural constituent of eye lens. Gene Ontology annotation, biological process: lens development in camera-type eye; visual perception. NCBI's taxonomy places the organism in Eukaryota, Metazoa, Chordata, Actinopteri, Osmeriformes, Osmeridae. Bases 63 to 590 code for a protein of 175 amino acids. The transcript is spliced from 3 exons.